Suillus subalutaceus is the source of this 1295-nucleotide messenger RNA. RefSeq lists its product as uncharacterized. Gene Ontology annotation, biological process: actin cytoskeleton organization. NCBI's taxonomy places the organism in Eukaryota, Fungi, Basidiomycota, Agaricomycetes, Boletales, Suillaceae. The transcript is spliced from 8 exons. The record is from RefSeq and is a predicted model, not a curated record. Bases 144 to 1202 code for a protein of 352 amino acids. Gene Ontology annotation, cellular component: cytoplasm.
CUCCGAUGGAUGUUUCCCGUUACUCAUCCAAAGUACAGCAUAGUCGCGCAUAAGCGACAAGCGUCGGACGAACAAUCAUCUUUACAGCUUGCAAUAAUCCGAGACUCGAGUUUGAUCAGGUAGAAGUCAAUUAUAUAGCCACCAUGCACCCGUUUGGCGGUACACCGAUAUGUCCUAGAUGCAGCAAGGCUGUUUAUGCCGCAGAACAGGUGAUGGGACCUGGCAGGAAGCUCUAUCACAAGCCUUGCCUGGCUUGCACGACGUGCAAUAAGAGGUUAGAUUCGUUGACGCUUCUUGAACACGAUCAGGAGCCAUACUGCAAAACAUGUCACGUUCGAAACUUCGGCACUCGCGAUCUGAGGCAUGCCAAUCUCCCCCAUCGCAAUGACAUGGCCACACCUCCACCACUUCCUGCAUCACCUGUGCGCAACUCCUUCCCUACACCCACUUUCAUGCGUGGUGAAUCAGUCGAUCUAAGCCAGCGACAAGGUGCGCGAUCACCCGAGCGUGCACACAACACAGGCACAGGGCGCUUUACGAACGGUCCCAUAUUGCCACCGCCCAUCCUCAAAGCGAACUCGGUCCUACCCGCACGGUACAAUCGCUCACCCAUCAAUCCCAUUGUCGAGCUUAGCUCUGAAACCACAAAUCAAUCUGUCAACACGAUCUCGCACCACAAGGAAGUGGGAGAAGAGACGCCAGCAGAAUCCACGUCACCCCCAACCAUCACGUUUGCGGGGACAGCUACUAGCACAGUACGCAUUGGCGAUAUGCCGCGUACUGUCCCACUGAGUCCGACUAAAUCAGCGAGCAAUGGCACAAAUGCUACGUCUACCCCGAAAUCAUCUCCUGUAACACUUGCACGGUCAAGUUCAUCUCCGAUGACGCCGUUGCACCCAACUUCCACCGGCACACGGUAUGGCGUAGCAUUCGGUGGUGGUGGCACUCCCGUAAAGGUCUUUUCUGCGGGCGCAACUCCAACGUGUCCGCGGUGUGGGAAGAGUGUUUAUUUCGCUGAACAGAUGAAGGCCAUAGGAAAGACUUGGCAUAAGGGGUGUUUGAGGUGCAAGGAGUGCAAUACUCUGUUAGAUUCAACUAGAUUGACGGAGAAAGACGGAGAUCCCCUUUGCCAUCGAUGCUACUCAAAGCUGCACGGUCCAGCAGGAAGUGGCUAUGCUUUGCUCGGUAAGGCCGGCAGUUAGGCAUGUAUGCCGGCGACUCGGCAGAUUGCAUGAUUGGUACAAAUUUUCACUGUCAUGUGAAUAGACGCUAUGUAUUUCCCUUCGCUAUUUUCU